AUGUCAUCAAUGUUCAUACUUGUGAAGGACAUUAAACCUCAACACCAACUCAGGGCAGUUCGUGUUAGAGCAGUCAGAGUAUUCGAAGUGCCAGAGAAACGGGGAGAGGGUAAUAGCAAUAAGAGUAUGGAAGUACUAAUGCAUGAUGAAGAGGGAAGCUAUAUUCAUGCUAGCAUUCUAAAAAAUCAUGUGGUGAAAUAUAGAGAGAUAUUCAAGGAAGGAAAACUGUACGAAAUUAAGAAUUUCAUUGCUGCGACAAAUUAUUAUGUGUACAAGAUUACACAGCAUGCAUAUAUGCUGAAAUUGAACUACAAGACAGAAGUGAAGGAGAUAAACUCUUUAGGAUUUCCUUUUAAAAUGUUUCGAUUAAAGAGUUUCAGUUCUUUAAAAGAGACUGCAGAUGUGAACGACAAGGAACUUAUUGAUGUUAUUGGUCGAGUAAUUGAGAUCUAUAAUCCUGUGGAUAAGAUUAUAGGUGGAAAGGCAACGAAACUGAUUGACUUUCAGAUUGAGGAUAAUCUUGAGAACACACUGUCAUGUACUCUAUGGAAUGAACAUGUUGCAUCACUCAUGCCGUAUUACAAUUGUGAUUCAAUCGAACCACAUAUUGUUGUGAUUCAGUGCUGUCGUGCUAAGUUGGUUAGUGGUGAGGUUAGAAUCACCAGCACAUAUGAUGCUACCAAGCUAUGGUUCAAUGAAGAUUUUGAGGAAUUUCUAGAGUUCAAGUCCAACAUGAAAUCUGAAAGAACUCCCAUGAAGAGUUUGAGUACGGGGACUCUGCACUCACAGGAUGCUGGCAUUAGUGACUUUAAAAGUGGUGGACUCAUUGUGACUACCUGCUACAACCUUAAGAGGACACAAGUGGAUGGGGAAUACUAUGUUGCUGCUGAAAUCUUGGGUUUAGAUCUUGAUGAUGGGUGGUAUAAGGUGGUCAUCAUUACUUUAGACAAGAGUGGAGAUGCUCCACUCUUGCUUUGGGACAGAGAAGUUGCUGAGCUGGUUGGAAUUCCUGCAUGCUUAUUGUAUCAGAAAUACAAGGAGACUGAUGUUGAAGUCCCCCCAAGUUUAAAAUUGGCUCUAAAGCGGGGUAAAAAUUCUCCUUUCAAUGUGUUGAGGCUGUUAAGGGAUGAACAUUUGGUCCAGACUUAUAGUGACAGGUUUGUCGAGCACCAAGAGCAAGAUUUAAUCUCAAAGAUGCUUGAGGAAGAAACAAACAGUGCUGAAAUUUCUGAAGAAGCAUCUAUAGGUGUAGAGGUUAAUAGUCCUGCAUCUAUGCAGCCCUCUCAACAUGAACCUGAUGACACUGUGGUCAGCUCCUUAGCUACCAAAAGGUCAUUCUUGGAUGAGUUUUCCUCAUCCAAAAGUCACAAGAGAACAACAGCCCCCAACAUCAAGAAGGAGAAGACAGCUUGA
This is a messenger RNA of Ipomoea nil (Japanese morning glory), 1413 nucleotides long. RefSeq lists its product as uncharacterized. NCBI's taxonomy places the organism in Eukaryota, Viridiplantae, Streptophyta, Magnoliopsida, Solanales, Convolvulaceae. Bases 1 to 1413 code for a protein of 470 amino acids. The record is from RefSeq and is a predicted model, not a curated record. The transcript is spliced from 11 exons.